This is a messenger RNA of Cercocebus atys (sooty mangabey), 1895 nucleotides long. RefSeq names its product v-crk avian sarcoma virus CT10 oncogene homolog-like (gene CRKL). Gene Ontology annotation, molecular function: protein binding. NCBI's taxonomy places the organism in Eukaryota, Metazoa, Chordata, Mammalia, Primates, Cercopithecidae. The transcript is spliced from 3 exons. The record is from RefSeq and is a predicted model, not a curated record. Gene Ontology annotation, biological process: positive regulation of ERK1 and ERK2 cascade. Bases 550 to 1461 code for a protein of 303 amino acids.
GGGAGCCGGGGCUCCGCGCGUGCGCAGACGGAGCGCGCUGAGCGGAGGGGGAGGUGGCUGCCGCUUCUCCCGCGUCCGCCAUUUUGUUGCUGUAGCUAUUGGGAACGAGCUGGGCAAAACCACCCCGGAGGCGCGACGCUCCUUCGAGUUCGGUGCCUCGUGUGACGGCGGGGGUCGGUGAAGACCCGUGGAGCUGCGACGCCGGCGCGUUCCAGGCCGGGAGUCACUGGAGGCACCCCUGGGACGCCGAGCAGCCCGAGAACCCCGGGGUGGCCUCAGCUGCGGCUCGGCUUUGAGUGCCCUGACCCCCCGGCUCUGCCCUGCAUUCCCGGGCGGCUCUCCGUGAGGCGGCCCCGGAGCAGGCGGGCGGCGUUGGAGGAUGCUGCGGGCCUGGAGCCGAGAGGAAAGUGCUGGCCCAGCCCUCUGAGCGCUCCUCGAGGUGUGCGAGAGGCCCUUCCUCGGCCCCAAAGCCGUCUGCCGGGCUAAGGCGUGCAGAGCAGGCGAGGACAGCCGCCGCCCCUACCGCCGCAGAGUCCCCGGCCCGACACCAUGUCCUCUGCCAGGUUCGACUCCUCGGACCGCUCCGCCUGGUACAUGGGGCCGGUGUCUCGCCAGGAGGCGCAGACCCGGCUCCAGGGCCAGCGCCACGGUAUGUUCCUCGUCCGCGAUUCUUCCACCUGCCCUGGGGACUAUGUGCUGUCGGUGUCCGAGAACUCGCGGGUCUCCCACUACAUCAUCAACUCGCUGCCCAACCGCCGUUUUAAGAUCGGGGACCAGGAGUUUGACCAUUUGCCGGCCCUGCUGGAGUUCUACAAGAUCCACUACCUGGACACCACCACUCUCAUCGAACCCGCGCCCAGGUAUCCAAGCCCACCAAUGGGCUCUGUCUCAGCACCCAACCUGCCUACAGCAGAAGAUAACCUGGAAUAUGUACGGACUCUGUAUGAUUUUCCUGGAAAUGAUGCCGAAGACCUGCCGUUUAAAAAGGGUGAGAUCCUAGUGAUAAUAGAGAAGCCUGAAGAACAGUGGUGGAGUGCCCGGAACAAGGAUGGCCGGGUUGGGAUGAUUCCUGUCCCUUAUGUCGAAAAGCUUGUGAGAUCCUCACCACACGGAAAGCAUGGAAAUAGGAAUUCCAACAGUUAUGGGAUCCCAGAACCUGCUCAUGCGUACGCUCAACCUCAGACCACAACUCCUCUACCUGCAGUUUCCGGUUCUCCUGGGGCAGCAAUCACCCCUUUGCCAUCCACACAGAAUGGACCUGUCUUUGCGAAAGCAAUCCAGAAAAGAGUACCCUGUGCUUAUGACAAGACUGCCUUGGCAUUAGAGGUUGGUGACAUUGUGAAAGUCACAAGAAUGAAUAUAAAUGGCCAGUGGGAAGGCGAGGUGAAUGGGCGCAAAGGGCUUUUUCCCUUUACGCAUGUCAAAAUCUUUGACCCUCAAAACCCAGAUGAAAACGAGUGAUUGCCGUUGCCCCAUUUCCUGCUGCUUUGUUGUUCUGCCUGUCCUAGUCUCCUUUGAAGUGGGAAAGCAUUCUCUCUCAUAGGCAAGUCACACUGCAUUGCCGAAGUCCAGCUUUCUGCAGACUGGCAGUCGCACACACAUUUGGAAUGCACACAGCGACUGCCUCCUGACGUUUGUAUCAUAGUCGUAUUGUCAAAGAGUAGCCGAUUUUAGAGUUCUUUUGGAUCAUAAACUGGAAAUACUGAUGGAAGCACACAAGUGGAGAGAAGUUGACGAGGAAAGGGUCUUUCUUCUCAUCGCUGCCUGUUUGUACAUGGGACUGAUUCUGUCGUGUUCAUCAGAGAAAGCCUGAGGCCAUGGCGAGAUACUGCAUGUUUGCUGUUCCACAAAGCAGUGGCUCAGCUGCCAUCUUACUUUUCUUUGGACAACAGGAA